Lycium barbarum (goji berry) is the source of this 1129-nucleotide messenger RNA. Its product is annotated as nudix hydrolase 11-like. The transcript has 4 exons. Bases 85 to 894 code for a protein of 269 amino acids. The record is from RefSeq and is a predicted model, not a curated record. Gene Ontology annotation, biological process: coenzyme A catabolic process. NCBI's taxonomy places the organism in Eukaryota, Viridiplantae, Streptophyta, Magnoliopsida, Solanales, Solanaceae. Gene Ontology annotation, molecular function: acetyl-CoA hydrolase activity; coenzyme A diphosphatase activity.
AAGCAACCCCAAAAUUACAGGACCCAAUUAUUAGUCUUUUUUUAAGCUUUUUGGCACAGCAACCUUCCAUUUCUCCUUUCUCGCAUGGCAAGUAACAUAUUUCAUAGAUCAGAAAACCUUUUAAAAUUAGCUGAAAGACUUCGUCUUUAUAAUCCUAAUAAUAAUAACCACCCUUCAUUUAGCUCCUCCAACUUUUUCAAUAUCCACAGUCAAAAUCAAAGUCCAACAAUUCAAGAAUGUAAUGUGAAUGAGGUUGUUAAAAAAGAACAAGAAUUGAAACCAGAACUUGGGACAGACCCUAUAAAUAGUAGUAGUAGUAAUUCAAGAAGAGCCAGGGCUGCAGUUUUGGUAUGUUUAUUUGAGGAUCAACAAGGCCAUCUUCGUGUAAUCCUCACUAAAAGAGCUUCUACAGUCUCUACAUAUUCUGGUGAAGUUUCUUUGCCUGGUGGGAAAGUAGAAGAAGGUGAUGCCAAUGACACGGAGACAGCAUUGAGGGAGGCUGAGGAGGAGAUCGGAUUAGAUCGUUCACUUGUAGAUGUUGUCACUGUUCUUGAAUCCUUUACUGCCAAGAAGGGAAUUAUAGUGAUUCCGGUAGUGGGUAUACUUUGUGACCGGAAUGCAUUCAACCCGUUAAUAAACACUGCAGAAGUGGCAGCAAUAUUUGAUGCACCUUUAGAGAUGUUUCUUAAGGAUGAAAAUCGAAGAGAACAAAAGGUUGAAUAUAUGGGAGAUCAAUAUGUACUCCAUUUCUUUGAUCACGAAACGGAGAAGGAGAAAUAUAUUAUAUGGGCUUUAACUGCUGGUAUUUUGAUUAAAGCUGCCUCGGUUGUGUACCAACGCCUCCCUGAUUUUCACGAACGAAGGCCUAGAUUUUGGAAUAGAAGUCGCCAAUGAAAGAUGUUAUUGCCGAAUCUCUCGUGAGACACUUGCCCAUUGGAACAUAAAGGAUAGUUCCUUCAAAAUGAAGUAAAUCAAAUUACAAAUAUGUGCCUUUAUAUGUAACCUAUUAUGGCCAUUGCUUUCAGUGUAACAUAUCUUAGUUUAAUAGCAUGAUUUAUAGUGGAAAGUAUAAUGUGUUAUUAUUACUGGUUCAAUAUUUUUGUAUAAGUUGUAUAAGUUGUUGAAAUAA